Wasmannia auropunctata (little fire ant) is the source of this 2363-nucleotide messenger RNA. RefSeq names its product mannosyl-oligosaccharide alpha-1,2-mannosidase isoform B (gene alpha-Man-Ia). The coding region runs from base 16 to 1167 and encodes 383 amino acids. Gene Ontology annotation, molecular function: calcium ion binding; mannosyl-oligosaccharide 1,2-alpha-mannosidase activity. Gene Ontology annotation, cellular component: endoplasmic reticulum; Golgi membrane. Gene Ontology annotation, biological process: carbohydrate metabolic process; N-glycan processing. Lineage: Eukaryota; Metazoa; Arthropoda; Insecta; Hymenoptera; Formicidae. The record is from RefSeq and is a predicted model, not a curated record. The transcript is spliced from 7 exons.
CGGAUACGUGUAUGCAUGUGUAACUCCGAAAUAUCGCUGUUUGAGACGAAUAUUCGUUUCAUGGGAAGCCUGCUUGCCUGUUACGCUCUCACGGGAGACGUGAUGUUCCGGGAUAAGGCGGCGCAGCUCGGCGAACGGAUGCUGCCUGCCUUCCAGACGGAAACCGGAAUUCCUCAUUCCCUCAUCAACCUCCAUACCGGGGCCAGCAAGAAUUACGGCUGGGCGAGCAGCGGCUGCAGUAUUUUAUCCGAAAUCGGGACAAUGCAUCUUGAGUUUACCUACUUGAGCGAUAUAACGAAUAAUCCAGUGUUCAAGAGCAAGGUUGAGAACGUAAGGAAGGUCCUGAAGAGCCUGGACAAACCGAAAGGUCUAUACCCGAAUUAUAUUCACCCGAGAACAGGAAAGUGGGGUCAACAUCAUAUGUCGCUCGGUGGACUCGGCGACAGUUUCUAUGAGUAUCUACUGAAAGCUUGGAUCCAAUCGGGCAAGGAAGACGUCGAGGCACGUGAAAUGUACGACGAUGCUGUAGCUGCUAUAACCGAGCAUAUGAUCAAGACAUCCCCUGGUAAACUUGUCUACGUGUCGGAUUUGAAAUACGACAGGCUUGAGCAUAAAAUGGGUCACUUGGCUUGCUUCGCCGGCGGUAUGUUUGCGCUGGGCGCCAAAACUCUGGAAAACGAAUUGUCGGAAAAGUACAUGAACAUCGCCGCUGGUUUGACCCACACGUGUCACGAAUCAUAUGACAGAAGCGCUACAAAACUCGGCCCUGAAGCUUUCCACUUUAUUGAGGGCAACGAGGCCAGAAGCUUAAAGAAUGGCGAAAAAUAUUACAUUCUACGACCCGAGACCUUCGAAUCCUACUUCAUAAUGUGGCGGUUAACAAAGGAUCCAAAAUAUCGCGAAUGGGGUUGGGAGGCAGUUCAAGCAUUGGAAAAACAUUGUCGGGUUCCCGGAGGAUUCACGGGACUUAACAAUGUUUACCUAGUCGACUCCGCGAAAGACGAUGUUCAACAAAGUUACUUCUUUGCUGAAACAUUGAAGUAUCUCUAUUUGCUCUUCAGCGACGACGAUCUCAUAAGUCUGGACGACUGGGUAUUCAACUCCGAGGCUCAUGUGCUUCCUAUCAAGGGCAAUCCUCUGUACCGCCCGGCUCCCUCUUCUUUAUAAGCCAGACAAGUUCACGACAGAUUGAACGAUACUGACAAUUCUCGUUCGGCAGUGAUGGAACCGACAGAUAUAUAUAAUAUAUAUAUAUAAUAAUAAUACGACGAUACACAGUGGAUCAGAAUUAUAUAGUGACAGAAGACUGAAGAGAUUUCCUUCGAAUUAACAAAACGCUUUUCUCGCCAAUUCUUUCAACGUAAUCGUUUAUAAUAAUUGAGGAAAAAAUUUCUAUUACGACAAAACCGAUUGCAUUUUUUAUUUUUCUAUUUUCUUUCAUUCGUUCUUUUAAAAGCGUUAACUUUACGAUAUAAAAGAUGUUAUUUGUAUAAACGCCGUUAUUAUUCCGAUUUUGACCCAUUGUGUAACACAAUAAAAUCGCGAAUUAAUGAAGGGUAACGAAGAAAAAUUAUUCUGCCCUUCGAUCGCGCUUAGAGCGCGAACCGAUACAUUUUGAAUUAAAAUAAUUAUUUUAGGUAAACGACAGAGAGAAAAAGUGUGAGAGAGACAGAUAGAGCGCGAGGAGAUUGAGAGUGAGAAAAAGCAGAAUGAAAAUGUUAACGAACGUUAUUUAAGCUACACGUUUGUAAAUAGCAACAAAAAAAAAAUAAAGAAAGUGAGAAUGUGCUGAGAGAACGAGAGCGAAAGGGUUAUGAAAAUAGAAGAAUAUGUUGCGAGAGAAUGUAAAUGCUUCGCCCCAUUUCCUUUAGCAGCCGCAGCGCCAAGCGAUCUACUUUACACCUAAAUGUAUAUUCAUAGCGUUAACAUUUUCAACAUUCUCUAAAGAUCACGGCAGGGGUAAUUGGUGAUUCCAGUCGCGUUCCUUUCUUUUUCGUCAAUAGUUACUUUGGGGAUAUAUACAACUCUGCCAGAAGGACGCGAAGAAGCGUUAUUAAGACUGGAAAUUUCGUCAUUAUUAGGAGAGAAAAGCAUUGAUUAAAUUGUAAAUAAAUCAAAUUGUUAAUGACGUCCUUUUAUGUAUGUACUCUGUGCGAGUGUCUGCCAAUAUCCUUUCAAAUGUUAAGUUUUGACGCGUUACAUCGCGUACGAAUUCAGUGGAUUGUCGUUAUUAAUUGAAACUAUGCGUGAAUUGCUUUCAUAUAGCCGAAUGAGGAUAAGUUUUACGUCGACACCGGGUAUCGAUAUAUGUAGACUUGUUUUGUAAAAACUCCCAAAAUGAAACUGUCAGUCAAUCAAAAAAC